AUGUUCAUGGAGGUCAAGGGAGGCAGGUCCUUCCAGAAGCUGGGCUUUGCAGACCUCACCUGGUGGAGUUUGCUGGUGCGAGGUCUCUGCUCACGGCGCUACUUGCUCGAGGGUUACGAUGCCAAGCACCGGCAAGACAACUCUAUCCUGCAGUUGUCACUUAGCAUGACCUCCAUCUCUGGAGAUCCUUGCUUCAAGGCUCCCACACUGCUGCCAUGCCCUGCACCCAGUGAGCAGCAGCCCAAUGAGCUGCACGUAGCGGCUCCCAAGGUGGAUGACCACAGUGGUAGCAGCAUUGCAAGCAGCAGCAGUGGCUUUGGCAGCCUGCCUCGUAAGCAGCGGCCUACCAUUGGCAAUACAUCUGCAGAAGGGGGCAAUGGUGGCAUGGGGUGCCCAGAGCCAAGCGAGCCCAGGCGGGAGGAGGACUUUGAACAAUGCCACUCGCGCACUUCGAGCUAUCACAGCCAACAUUCUCGUGGCUCUGGCUAUGGCAGUCUUCAAUCGCACUCAAGACAUGGUAGCUCCGAGUCUGGACAUGUCAGGUAGGUCUGCUCUG
Molecule: messenger RNA, 556 nt
Organism: Rhipicephalus sanguineus (brown dog tick)
Lineage: Eukaryota; Metazoa; Arthropoda; Arachnida; Ixodida; Ixodidae
Product: protein FAM102A
Exons: 4
Coding region: 1-546 (181 amino acids)
Source: RefSeq, a predicted model, not a curated record